GCGCCUGGCGUCCGGACAGCGGCCGCUGUGCGGGGCUGGCCGGCCGGAAUGUGAAGAAAACGAGGCUUAAGCCCUUGUGAGACAAAGUCUGGCUGUAUUGAGAGAAAAGAUGGCACCUAUGAAAAGGAUAUAGGACCAUGGCAGCAGAUGAUGACAAUGGUGAUGGAACGGGUUUGUUUGAUGUCUGUCCUGCCUCUCCUCUUAAAAAUAAUGAUGAAGGCUCAUUGGACAUAUAUGCUGGGUUGGACAGUACUGUUUCUGACAGUACUGCUAGGUCCUGCGUGUCAUUCAGAAACUGUCUAGAUUUGUAUGAAGAGAUCCUGACUGAAGAAGGAACUGCAAAGGAGGCAACAUACAAUGACUUGCAGAUAGAAUAUGGGAAAUGUCAGCAGCAAAUGAAAGAUCUGAUGAAAAGAUUUAAGGAAAUACAGACACAGAACUUGAACUUAAAAAAUGAAAACCAGUCUCUUAAGAAGAAUAUCUCAGCACUUAUCAAAACUGCCAGAGUGGAGAUAAACCGUAAGGAUGAAGAGAUAAAUCAUCUUCACCAAAGAUUGUCUGAGUUUCCACAUUUUCGAAAUAACCAUAAAACUGCAAGAACAAAAGAUUCACGAUCCAAAUCUCCCCAUUUGGACAAUUGUUCAAAGACUGAUCACGGAGUUAAAAGUGAUGUUCAGAAAGAUAUACAUCCUAACACUUCACAACCAAACUUGGAAAAGGAAGGGAAAUCACAUUCUGAAGCACAGAAUUCUUUGCACUUGUCUACGGGUAUUGAGAAACAUUGUACAAACAAAGUCUGGUCACGUUCUCCUUACCAGGUUAGUGAAGGUAACUCAAAUGAGGAUAAUAGAAGAGGAAGGAAUGGCGUCAGACAUAGCCAAGGUAGCAGAGGAACUGACAGAACACAGAAAGACUUGAAUAGCAGCUGUAGUGAUGGCGAGCCAAGGGACAAAGAGACUACUUCCAGACUACACGGAAACCCUGAGAAACAUGGAAGCAGUGAAGCAAGGGCUGAGAACAAAAUUUCAGAGAUUAAAAGUAGCACUGGUUUGGGAAAUAAAAGCGAGCGCAGUGCCUCUUCUUGGGAAAAAGAAACUUCCAGAGAAAGGCCACAUACUCGAGUGGAACCUCAAAAUGACAAAAAUCUAGAGAGACAAAAUGAAAGAUUACAAAAUACACACAGAAAAGAGCUUCAGUCUCAGGACAAAGCAGAAAGAAAAGGUGAUGUGAAGUUUAAACCAGCAGGAGAGGAGCAGGGGCAUCGGGGAAGAGUGGACCGUGCAUUACCUCCUCAUUCCAAGAAUGACAUGAAAUAUUAUGGCUUCAAUAAGUAUCAUCCAGAAGAGAGAAGGGGAAGGGAAGAUGGUAAACGAGACAGAGGCAUGAGCAGUCAUGGCUUUCAAGAUAGAAGAUGUUCAUCUUCUCUUUCAAGCAACAGAAAUAGCAAAUACCCACACUCCAAGGAAGUCAGUGUUGCACACCAGUGGGAAAAUACACCUUUCAAAGCAGAAAGACAUAGAACUGAGGACAGGAGGAAAAGAGAACGAGAAAACAAAGAAGAAAGUAGACAUGUGAAAAGUGACAAAAAAUCACCUCCAGAACACUUGCAAAGGACUCAUAAAGACACUAAGAAAAGCACUGCUAAUGGAAAGAGACAGACGGAGCAGAAACACGGUAAAGGUCCAGUCUCUAACAGUGAGCUUUCUAAAGGGACAGACAAUAGAGAGUGUACAAUGAAAGUGGAGAAUGGGCCAAAUGAAGCAAAGGGCAAGGACUUAAAGUUAAGCUUCAUGGAGAAGUUGAACUUAACUCUUUCUCCUGCUAAAAAGCAGCCUGUUUGUCAAGAUAACGAGCAUCAAAUAAUUGAUGUUCCCAAGACCAGUGUCGUGUGUGACUCACAGUCCUUGGAGAAGACUGAAACAGUGGCAUGUCUUCCUUCUUCUGUCAGUAAACACGAUAGAGAGGAACCCAAAUCAGAGUUACCAGAGCCAAAGGAGGCUCUUGCAGCAACAUCUCAACUCAGGACCAGCAUUCCAGAAAAUAAAGUGAAGGAAGAAAAUAGAUUGUUAUUUAAAUCUGUUGAGAAUACUGUGCCUUGUGAACUGCUUGCUUGUGGCACGGAAAUUUCCUUCCCAGCACCUGUAGAAAUUGAGCAAGCAAGAUGUUUGGUCCAAUCAAUGGAAGUGGAAGAGACAUGUGGUGGUGCAAGGGCAGCUGCUUCUGUGGUGAUGCGUGUAUUACCAGAACAUGCUUCUGAAGACUUCAGCCAAGAAUUGGGCACCAAAAGACAUGAUGAUAUAAAUUCGUGUGAUAUUUCUGAAGGUGGGAAAAAAAAGGUGGUCCUUUCACCAAAAGCAGCAGCAGCCAGUGAGAGCCAUCUGGAGCCUGUGGUUGAAGAACCUAGCAUUUCACCAGUAAACUGUUCGGGAGACAAUAAUCCUAAACUUGAACCUUCUCUUGAAGAGAGAUCUAAGGUUGAGAAUAAAUCUUCUCCUUUGGAGCCUUGUUUACCUAAAGAGAUGUUUGUACCUUCACCACAGAAGACUGAGUUGAUUGACCACAAAAUAGAUACUGGAGAAUCAAACUCGGUAUAUCAAGAUGAUGAUAACUCAGUUUUGAGUAUUGACUUUAAUAAUUUGAGACCUAUUCCAGAACCCAUCAGCCCUCUGAAUAGUCCAGUGAGACCGGUAUCCAAAGUUCUUAGCAUGGAGAGCUCAUGUACAAUUCCACUGUAUGAUAGCAGCCAUAAAGAUGAGUUUCCAUCCAAUUCAACUCUUUCUACCUUCAAGAGUCAGUCUGAUCUAAAUAAGGAAAAUGAAAAACCAGUUCCCAAAUUUGACAAAUGUUCAGAAGCAGAAUCCUGUAAGAAUUUGUCUGUAGAUGAAUUAGAAGAAGGGGAAAUUAGAAGUGAUGAUGAAGAAUCUGUAGCACAAAAGCGUUUGGAAAAGAGUGCAAGACCCAGAACUUCUACUGAAGUGCCGCCAGGUAAAAUCAGCCCAGGAAGCAGGAGGAGCACUGUGCAUGUGCAUAAGGAUAACGGGAGGACAGUUGUAAAACUCCCUCGGGACAGAAUCACAUGGAGCCAAAGAUCAAAUGAAUCUAGACCCUCAAACACCGAAAGGAAAAGUAAAACAAUGAGCAUCUCCAGCUUGGAAAAAAUACUUCCGCUUAUUCUUUCACCCUCCUCCGUAUGGGAAGUUAUGCAUAUGUUACGGUUGCUAGGAAAACAUGUAAGGAAAAAUUACAUGAAAUUCAAGAUAAAAUUUUCAUUGACACAAUUUCAUAGAAUUAUUGAAUCGGCAAUUUUGAGUUUCACAUCACUAAUUAGAUACCUUGAUUUGUCUAAGAUCUGUAAAUCAGUAAGUACUUUACAGAAGAGUCUUUGUGACGUUAUAGAAUCUAACCUUAAACAAGUAAAGAAGAAUGGCAUAGUUGACCGUUUAUUUGAACAACAACAAACAGAUAUGAAAAAAAAAUUGUGGAAGUUUGUGGAUGAACAACUUGAUUAUUUGUUUGAAAAACUUAAAAAAAUCCUACUAAAGUUUUGUGAUUCUGUAAACCAUGAAAAUGACAGUAGUGAAGGAAAACUUGGAAAAAAAUAUAAAGAGAGAGCCCAACAUUCAAAUUGUCAGAAGAAGAAAAUGGACAACAAAGAAAUACGGAGAGAAAAAGUGCUAAAAUCAGAAAAUACUGUAAAUUUUAAAUCUUCACUGGGUUGUGAAAAAUUUGAAGAAAAACAUCAAGACCAAAAUAAAACCAAUACUACUACAGUAAAGCAUGAUGUGAAAAGAACUUUUAGCACUUGCACUGAUAAUAAUACAAAGAACUCUGAAUGUAAAGAGCAGUUUCUGGGAAUGAACUGCCCGAGUACCCCCAGGCCAGGAGAAACUGAAGGCAAUGUGGAGGAGGGGACACCGGCGGCACAGCACGCCUGCGUUAAGUCAGAGCGGGGCUUUGAGAUCCUCACCGAGCAGCAGGCGUCCAGCCUUACUUUUAACUUAGUGAGUGACGCACAGAUGGGUGAGAUAUUUAAAAGUUUGCUACAAGGUUCUGAUCUGUUGGACACAGGUGGCACUGAAAAAGCGGAGUGGGAAUUAAAGACUCCAGAGAAACAGCUGCUAGAGAGCCUCAAGUGUGAGUCUGCACCAGCUUGUACAACAGAAGAGCUAGUUUCAGAGGUGGCUUCUCUCUGUCCAAAGGUGAUCAGUGAUGAUAAUUGGUCUUUAUUAUCAUCUGAAAAGGGCCCGUCUCUAUCUUCAGGGCUUUCACUGCCAGUUCAUCCUGAUGUGUUAGAUGAAAAUUGUAUGUUUGAAGUAUCUUCUAACCUUGCUUUAAGUAAAGAUAAUGUAUACAGCUCAGAAAAGAGUAAGCCCUGCAUUUCUUCCAUACUCUUAGAAGAUCUUGCAGUCUCUUUAACAGUACCGUCACCUCUGAAGUCAGAUGGCCAUUUGAGUUUCUUAAAGCCUGAAGUUUUGUCAACUUCAACUCCUGAAGAAGUUAUUAGUGCACAUUUUAGUGAGGAUGCUUUGCUUGAGGAAGAAGAUGCAUCUGAACAGGACAUUCAUUUAGCUCUAGAGUCUGAUAACUCAAGCAGUAAGUCAAGCUGUUCCUCAUGGACAAGCCGGUCUGUUGCUUCAGGCUUUCAGUACCACCCUAAUCUUCCCAUGCAUGCUGUCAUUAUGGAAAAGUCCAAUGAUCAUUUCAUUGUGAAAAUACGGCGUGCAACACCAUCUACCUCCCCUGGCCUUAAACAUGGUAUGGUAGCUGAGGAGUUGUUGACACCUUUGCCUAGAACUGGAAAAGAAGCUGAUGGGGCAGCAGAGAAAGAACCUACCCUGUUUCAGAGUACAGUUUUAAACCCUGUCCAGGACUUGGAAAAUUCCGACAAAAGUAUUGAAAAGAGCAAGCCAACUCAUGAAGAUCAGAACUCUAUAGUACAAACACAGGUUCCAGAUAUAUACGAAUUUCUUAAAGAUGCUUCAAAUAAGGUGGUUCAUUGUGAUCAAGUGGUUGAUGAUUGCUUUAAGUUGCAUCAAGUAUGGGAACCAAAAGUUUCUGAGAGCCUUCAAGAAUUGCCUUCAAUGGAAAAAAAUGCACACUCUGUUGAUGAUCAUCUUCCUAAUACACACAUAGAUCUAACAAAAGAUCCAGCCACUGAGACUAAAAGCUUGGAGCUAAUGGAUGUAACAGCUUUAGAUAUCGAUCACUUGGAACAUUCUAAACCCAACUUAGAUCAAGAUGCACAGAUAACGUGUACUUCGUUACAGCAUGAUGCUGUAGAUGCUUUUAUUGAUUUGACACAUGAUGUUUCAAAUGAGAGUAAAAACGAAAGUAAUGAACCUGUGUUAACUGUUGAAGGUAUGGGAUGCCAGGUAAUAUGUAUAGAUGACGAUAACCACAAAGAAGGAAAAGUGGGGAAGGUAAACAGUUCCUUAGAAUGUACUGUUGAGGAAACCUGUAUUGACUUGACCUCAGAGUCUGCUGGCUCCUUUGAAGUAAAGAGACACACUUUAAAGUCAGAGCCUCCAUCAAAGUCGGAUUGUUUAGAGUUGCCUGAGACUCUGGGGAAUGGUCACAAGAAGAGAAAGAACAGUCCUGCUGUGAGUCACUCUUCUCAGAAAAAGCAAAGAAAGGACAUGGACUUAAGUAGUGAAAAGACCAAGAGACUUAGUCCUAAUUCUGAUAGAAAUGGUGAUGCUCACAGAAAGCAUGGCAGCAAGAAGAAGGAACCUGCAGUAAGUGACACAUCCUCGUCAUCAGAGGUCAACCCAGAGGUGAAGGGCUCAACAGCAGCACUUGCUACUUUUCCAGGAAGCCUUUCUGCAAAAAAUGUUAUCAAAAAGAAAGGAGAAAUUAUAGUUUCAUGGACAAGAAAUGACGACAGGGAAAUUUUACUGGAAUGUCAGAAAAGAAUGCCGUCCCUGAAAACAUUUACCCACUUGGCUGUCAAACUGAAUAAAAAUCCAAAUCAGGUUUCAGAGAGGUUCCAGCAACUGAAAAAGCUUUUUGAGAAGUCAAAAUGCAGGUAGUAGUGGGUCCAUCGCAGGAUGCUAAUGCUAUGAGUUGCUGGAUUUCAUGGUGCCUCACUGAUAAUUCUUCUACAAAGAAGCUUCGAUUCCUCGUGUUUUAAAUGGGGAACUAGGUGGAGGUUUUGUCUGAGUUUUGGUGACUAGAUGAUCAUCUACCUUUUUUUUACUUUCCUGGUCAUUGUGCUUGGCUUAUUCAGAUCAACAGUCUGAUUCACUUUCCUGUUAUUGGUCAGAAUAUUUAUUUUUAAUCAUUAAAAGUUGUUAUCAAAUGAAAGAAUAAAAGCAACCUCAAUGUAAUACUGAAACCUUAGUUUUGAUAUUGGAUGAAAUAACUUCUUUAGAUUUUAAAAAACAAUUUUGUAGCAUUUUAAAUGUAAUGACUAUUUAGUUCACCUUUCUAUUCAUUUUUGUUUUUAUAAUUGCCUCAUUUUGGAAAAUUGUGAAAUAAUUUAAAUAGUAUAUUUGUAUAUAUGUAUAAUUAUUGUAAUGUAAAAUACUAUGAGUGUAUGUGUCUUGAGUGUAUGUAUGCACAUGAAUGGCUUUGCUAGCCAAGGGUUUUUUUAUCUAUAUAAAAUAUUUUGUAUAAACUUUCCUUUCAGUUAGUCAUGUAUAAUAAAAACAUGUAAAGUCCUUUUUA
Messenger RNA from Rattus rattus (black rat), 6666 nucleotides. It is a transcript of the gene Casp8ap2, whose product is annotated as caspase 8 associated protein 2. Gene Ontology annotation, molecular function: transcription corepressor activity. The transcript has 12 exons. NCBI's taxonomy places the organism in Eukaryota, Metazoa, Chordata, Mammalia, Rodentia, Muridae. Gene Ontology annotation, cellular component: PML body; mitochondrion. The coding region runs from base 138 to 6029 and encodes 1963 amino acids. The record is from RefSeq and is a predicted model, not a curated record. Gene Ontology annotation, biological process: extrinsic apoptotic signaling pathway via death domain receptors; Fas signaling pathway.